Molecule: messenger RNA, 588 nt
Organism: Stylophora pistillata
Lineage: Eukaryota; Metazoa; Cnidaria; Anthozoa; Scleractinia; Pocilloporidae
Source: RefSeq, a predicted model, not a curated record
AUGUCGAGCGUUGGAGGAUCCUCCCGUCUUCUCGUGGUUUGCUGUUUUGUGUCGUUUAUUAGCGCUUUGUUGUAUUGUGUUGGUUUUGUGAGGCUCGAGUUGCAGCUAGAAGCAUACAGUGAAAGACUCGAGACUCUUGAGCUAAAAGGGAAAUAUCUCAGGGAACAAGUUCGGAAGAAUGCAACAAAGGAUCUUCGUUCGCCACAUGUUCUUUCUCUCAGCUCCUCAACAAUAGAAAGAAACCCAAGAGCUGCCGAGACUCCUCCAAAAGGAGAUAAUGACGUUUUAACUUCAGAUAUACAACAACAAAUCGACAGAUCCGUUCACUCUGCAACACAAAAGAUCUGUACCAGUAGAAGUCAGAUUUGUGUACAAGGACCCCCUGGAAAGGUUGGACCACGAGGGCCUCAUGGUCCCCCUGGAUAUCCGGGGCUCCUCGGACCCCCUGGGAUGAAGGGACAAAAGGGGGAGCCCGGAGAGUACACCUCCCUGACUCCGACCUCCUUGCAACCAUUCAGGGGACAGGCAGCGGAUGUUAUUUCCGCCCUUGAGAUUGUGAUGACACCAGCUGUCAGGACUAUUGCAUAG